Messenger RNA from Chironomus riparius, 1161 nucleotides. The record is from the annotation of a GenBank genome assembly. NCBI's taxonomy places the organism in Eukaryota, Metazoa, Arthropoda, Insecta, Diptera, Chironomidae.
AUGAAAAGUUCUAUAAUAAAUAUUAUUUUUAUGUUUUUUGCUAUUUUAAAUUUCGCUAGUUCUGAUUUACCGAAUGGGGCACUGUGCCACCUUAAAAAUGGAACAUCAGGAACUUGUAUAGAGAUUUCAGGUUGUCCGGAGAUAAGAAAUCUUUUAGUCACUCGAGCAAUUAAUCGUAAUCAAGUAACAAUAUGUAAUAAGCUAAAGCGGUUUCUCUGCUGUCCAUUGCCACCAGAUGUAGAAGAAAUAACGUACGCGCCAGUAUUCACAAACGUUAAUCAAGAAAAUAGGAUUAGUGAGAGAAAAUGCAAAGAGUAUGGUGAAAAGGUAUUGCAAAAAGUAAUAGUCUCAUCAUUAGUCAUCCAUGAGGAAGGACAUGUAACAACAACAAGUAAAUGCCAGCAUAAAGCUGUAUCUUUAAUUAUUGGUGGAACUGAGGCGAGUAAGAAUGAAUUUCCACAUCAAGCACUUUUAGGCUACCUAAAUGGAAUCUCAAUUGAAUGGAACUGCGGUGGCUCAUUGGUUUCUACUAGAUUUGUCUUGACUGCUGCUCAUUGCUUCAACCACGCUGAUUUUGGUCGAGUAAAAUUUGUCAAACUUGGAAUGCAUAAUCGAGUGCAGAAUGAGGACAAAACUUACACGUUUGGAGUUGAAGAAUAUUUCAGACAUCCAAAUUAUAUCAAAGGAGCUUUUAAUAAUGAUAUUGGUCUCCUAAAAUUAGACGGGAUAGUUCCAUUAGACGAACACAUUUUGCCAAUUUGUAUGCCUACCAAGCAACAUGACGACUUAAAAGCUAUGGCAACGGGAUUUGGAAAAACCCGACAUCAGCAGCAAUCAGAUGUUUUAAUAAAAGUAACUUUAGAAAAAUUCAAUCAUUCUGAAUGUCAAAGUUCAUGGGGUGAAGAUAGUACUGUGAGGAUUGAUGAUCAGACGAUGGUAUGUUAUGGACAUCAUACUGAAAACAGGGAUUCUUGUAGGGUAAGAUUAGGUGGUCCACUUCAAGUCUCUAAUGAAGAGAGAGUGCACUGCACUUAUACUCAAAUUGGAAUAAUAAGUUUUGGUCCAGCAAAGUGUGCACAAAUUGGAAUUGCUAGCGGAUAUGUCAACGUCUAUCACUACCUAAGCUGGAUUGAAGGAAUCGUCUGGAAAGAUGAUGAAUAA